GGCGAGGCUGGCGCGCGGGCCGGCGGCGGCGUGGCGGCGGCGGCGGCGGCAGGAUGGUGAAGCUCACGGCGGAGCUGAUCGAGCAGGCGGCGCAGUACACGAACGCCGUGCGCGACCGCGAGCUCGACCUGCGCGGCUAUAAAAUCCCCGUUAUCGAGAACCUGGGUGCCACUCUGGACCAGUUUGAUGCAAUUGACUUCUCUGACAACGAGAUCCGUAAGCUGGAUGGGUUCCCUUUGCUGAGACGGCUGAAAACUCUCCUGAUGAACAACAACCGGAUUUGUCGGAUUGGUGAGGGACUUGAACAGGCCCUACCCUCUCUCAGGGAGCUCAUUCUUACCAACAAUAACAUUGCUGAAUUGGGUGAACUGGAUCCGUUAUCAACUAUUAAAUCGUUGACUUAUCUGAGCAUAUUAAGGAAUCCUGUAACAAAUAAGAAGCAUUACAGAUUGUAUGUAAUCCACAAAGUUCCUCAGGUCAGAGUGCUGGAUUUUCAGAAAGUGAAACUCAAAGAGCGACAGGAGGCAGAGAAAAUGUUCAAGGGCAAACGGGGUGCACAGCUUGCAAAGGAUAUUGCCAGGAGAACAAAAACCUUCAAUCCAGGUGCUGGUUUGCUAACUGACAAGAAGAAAGCUGGGCCCUCCCCCGGAGAUGUUGAGGCAAUUAAGACUGCUAUAGCAAAUGCUACAACUUUGGCUGAAGUGGAGAGACUCAAAGGCUUGCUACAGUCCGGUCAGAUUCCCGGCAGAGAACGAAAAUCAGGCCCCUCGGAGGACGCGGAAGAAGAAAUGGAAGAAGACCCCGUUCCCAACGGCUCUUAAGCGCCGCCGGCGGCGGACGACGCUCGCGGGGGGCUCUCCUGCCGCGGGGGGCUCCUCCGGCCCGGGCGGAGGCGCGCGGGCCGCCCCAGGGCCGUGCGGGACCUCCUCGCGCUCUGCGUUUCACGCUUCAAUAAAGCACCGUUGCCUUUUUC
This is a messenger RNA of Rhea pennata, 973 nucleotides long. RefSeq names its product small nuclear ribonucleoprotein polypeptide A' (gene SNRPA1). Gene Ontology annotation, cellular component: U2 snRNP. NCBI's taxonomy places the organism in Eukaryota, Metazoa, Chordata, Aves, Rheiformes, Rheidae. Gene Ontology annotation, molecular function: protein binding; U2 snRNA binding. Gene Ontology annotation, biological process: mRNA splicing, via spliceosome. The record is from RefSeq and is a predicted model, not a curated record. The coding region runs from base 54 to 821 and encodes 255 amino acids. The transcript is spliced from 9 exons.